GAAUUCUUUUUAUUUUCUUUGAUGACAAUAUCACCUACAUCCACAUCAUUCUGUGAUAUUUUGUACUUAUUUUGAUUUUAAUUAAAAAUUUUUAUACAACAAUGACUACCCAUCGUAAAACAACAUCAAAUGCACAAUUGGACGUAAAACCUUUGUUCGAAAAGAUUCGUGAAUCAGUUGUCAAAUUGGAUGCCUAUCCAAAAACUUUAGAGGAUUUCAGAAUAAAAACAUUUGGUGGUGCUACAGUGACAAUCAUCAGCAUCGUAUUGAUAGUUAUAUUAUUCAUGCUCGAAUUACAUCAUUAUUUAACGCCUUUCGUUCAAGAAGAAUUGCUUGUUGAUUUAUCCAGUGGAAAAAAGACAAAAAUCAACUUUGAUAUAACGUUUCCUCAUGUCGUUUGUUCACACUUGUCAUUGGAUGCGACCGAUGUUUCGGGUGAACAACAUAUUAACAUACAACAUGAUAUUUUCAAACGAAGAUUAAAUGAACGUGGUGAUCCUAUUGAACUGCCUCAGAAAGACAAUACCAUAGUAACAAAGAAAAGUUCAAAGAAAAUCAACUCGAAUCAAAAUGGCCUUGACGAUUCAAUUGUAACGACAUUAGAUCCGAAUCGAUGUGAAAGUUGUUAUGGUGUUGAAGAUACGAUUAAAAAAUGCUGUAAUACUUGUCAAGAUGUUCGUGAAGCAUAUAACGCUAAAGGUUGGGUAUUCGAUCCUGUCAAUGUUGAACAAUGUAAAAGAGAAGGCAUUAUAAGCAUGAAUAAUACGUCCAAAGAAGGAUGCCAAUUAUUCGGCUCGAUCGUAGUGAAUAAAAUCGCUGGAAAUUUUCAUAUUGCACUUGGACAAAGUUUUGAGAAACAUCAUGUACAUGUUCAUGAUAUCAACUUGGGCGAAUUGAUCUCGAUGAACACUUCACACCGUAUCAAUCAUCUAUCAUUUGGACAAAAAGUCCACACCAUUGAAAAUCAAUUGGAUGGAGUUUGGUUCAUUAGUGAACAAGGUCAUGGUUUAGCUACAUUUCAGUAUUACAUCAAAAUUAUACCGACAAUCUAUCAGGAUCUCAGGAGUCAGCAAAUUGAAACGAAUCAAUUCGCUGUGACUAGAUUUAAAAAAGAAUAUGGUUCAACGUUAGAUGCAAUAACGGAUGCAAGGUUACCGGGCGUAUUCUUUAUCUAUGAAUUUGGUCCAAUGUUAAUCAAAUAUAGUGAACAACACCGAUCUACAUUACAUUUCCUGACCAAUUUAUGCGCAAUAAUUGGUGGUAUAUUGACGGUGGCCAGUAUUAUCGAUUCGUUUAUCUAUCAUUCACAUCGAGCUUUACGGGCUAAAAUUCAAAUUGGAAAAUUGGGCUGAUUUUCAUUUAUUUACAAAAGAAUGCAUAAUUUUUUUUCUUUUUUUGUUUAUAUAUUGAGAUUUAAUUAUUU
Molecule: messenger RNA, 1423 nt
Organism: Dermatophagoides pteronyssinus (European house dust mite)
Lineage: Eukaryota; Metazoa; Arthropoda; Arachnida; Sarcoptiformes; Pyroglyphidae
Product: endoplasmic reticulum-Golgi intermediate compartment protein 3
Biological process (GO): endoplasmic reticulum to Golgi vesicle-mediated transport; retrograde vesicle-mediated transport, Golgi to endoplasmic reticulum
Cellular component (GO): Golgi membrane; COPII-coated ER to Golgi transport vesicle; endoplasmic reticulum
Source: RefSeq, a predicted model, not a curated record